This is a messenger RNA of Teleopsis dalmanni, 5475 nucleotides long. It is a transcript of the gene MED14, whose product is annotated as mediator of RNA polymerase II transcription subunit 14. Gene Ontology annotation, biological process: regulation of transcription by RNA polymerase II. The record is from RefSeq and is a predicted model, not a curated record. Lineage: Eukaryota; Metazoa; Arthropoda; Insecta; Diptera; Diopsidae. Gene Ontology annotation, molecular function: transcription coregulator activity. Bases 276 to 4919 code for a protein of 1547 amino acids. Gene Ontology annotation, cellular component: core mediator complex; mediator complex. The transcript is spliced from 14 exons.
CAGAUUUCUGAACACUUUCAAUUAUGAAACGUCAACAAGCAACGCAUACAUCAAAUACCGCUUGCACAUAUUUUGUUAAAAAAGUUUAAUCGCAAUUUCGCAGCGGUAUUCGAAAUAUUUUUGCAAAUAUUUAUUUUCAAAUGAUUACAAGUUUUACGGCACUUCUAAUAAAUAUAAAUUUUCUGCAAAAAUCAAAAAAUAAUUUGCCAAAGUGGUAAAGGCUCUCGUCACUCACGAAACAUAUAUUGUGAAAUAAAAACAGUUAGACAAACAAUAUGGCACCAGCACCACAGCCCCUUGAGGGCGUCGGAGGCCCAAUGACAAAUUAUGUACCGCAAGGUCAGGAAGGCGGCGCUCGUAUGAAUACAAUAUCUUUAUCAGUUCUGAUGGAGUUUAUCACACAACGUACCUAUCACGAUCUUACCGUAUUGGCAGAAUUAUUGCCGAGGAAAACUGAUAUGGAACGUAAGAUUGAAAUUUAUAAUUUUUCCUCGCGUACACGGCAACUAUUUGUGCGUCUAAUUGCAUUAGUGAAAUGGGCGAACUCCGUAUCAAAAGUAGACAAGUCAGCGAACAUUAUGAGUUUCUUGGACAAACAAAAUAUGCUUUUUGUAGAAACCGCCGAUAUGUUGGCACGCACAUCACGUGAAACACUUGUACGGUCACGUUUACCAAAUUUUCAUCUGCCCGCUGCAGUGGAAGUCUUAACUACUGGUACUUUUAAUCGAAUGCCCACUUGCAUACGUGAACGUAUUGUGCCGCUUGAUCCUAUAACACCGUCAGAAAAGAAACAAACAUUGUUACGUUUAAACCAGGUCAUACAACAUAGACUAGUAACCGGUAAACUUCUACCUCAGAUGAGAGAGUUUAAGAUUAAGAAUGGUCGUGUUAUUUUUGCUGUCAAACAUGAAUUCAAUGUCGCCCUAACAGUUAUGGGCGAUGGUACAAGUGUACCGUGGCGUUUGUUAGAUAUUGAUGUGUUAGUUGAAGACAAGGAAACUGGCGAUGGUAAACCUCUUGUGCAUCCAUUACAAGUAAGCUAUAUACAUCAACUUAUACAGGCUCGUCUAGUGGAAAAUCCAAAUGCAUUGAACGAAGUUUAUAAUUGUUUGCACUACUUUUGUCAAUCUCUGCAAUUGGAAGUGUUAUAUACACAGUCAUUACGCCUCAGUUACGAACGUUUAGAUGAUAAUAUUAGCGUUGAGGAGUAUGUUCCCGGUGUGAAAAUAACAAUUUCAUAUUGGCGUGAACUAACAAAACAAGACAAUAAAUUGGAACUUGGUUAUCGUUUGACUGUGCAAUCAGAUGGCAAAGAAGCAGGACGUCCUCUAGCUGUUGUACACGUACCAUCAUUAAGUGCUAAAGAUACUGCAGAGGUAGCCGAUAGAGCCGUGCGUUCUGAUCAUCUUUCAAUGGAACGUUUAAUUGUGCAUACUGUUUACAUACGCUCAGUUUCACGUCUAAGCGAUUUAAAGGUGGAAUUCCAAAGUUUAUUAAAAGAAGUCGAUUGUAAGUAUAAUUUAAUCAAAAGUAAAAAUAUUUUGUUAAAAAUGUUUUGCAUUUUUAUUAUAGGUAACUUACAAGGUACUCCAGCAUAUCUAACAGUACCUGUACUCACGCCUUGUUUACGAGCUGAACAAAUUCAUAUCACCAUUGACACGCACACUGGCAUGUUACGCUGCCAUGUACCAAAACACUUAGAUUGUCCUAUAAUGGCUGAAAUGCAAGCAACUCUCAACGGUGAUCAUAGUCGAUUGGGUCCGCUUAUGUCAGAGUUAAGAUUUUGGAUUACACAUCGCCGUUGUGAAAAAACUUUGCAACACCUCCCGGCCACUGUAAACCAAAACCUAACAUUCUUAGUUCAACCGGACAAUACUUUACUAAUGCCAGGCCGGCAUAAAAUAUUUGUGAAACUACAUCGUCAUCCAACUGUUGUACUGGUGGUGCAAUUAAAAGAGAAGGAGAGCAUGCCUAAUGAAAUGGAAUAUGGUUUUUUCCUUGGCUUUAUUACCUAUCAACUAAAUGAAAAUGAUAUAAGCUCAGAAGAAUCAAGCCAGCUUCCGGUUAGCAAACAAACACAACAAUCGGAAUUACCUAAACUUUAUACACAUCUGGAUGGCCUCAUUGAGUUUGAUACGUUCGUAGUGACCCAUGGACCUGGCACACAAGUGCAUGCUCAAACAAAUAAACGUAAAUCAAAUGAUCUCGCUGGUCCAUCACCAAAACAGCAGAAAACGAUUUAUCCAGCUUACUUUAUACCUGAGUUAGCGCAUGUAGUAGCAAUGUGUGAUGAAAAGAUACCAUUCUUUAAUUUAUCAAAUCAGUUCUCUUUGCACAAUAUACCUAAUAGCGAUUUGCAAGUUGAAUCAAAUGCUACUUCUCUUGUACUUAAGUUGUUGUCCUUACCAAUGCCCGGAUCGCAAGCACAAGGCGAGCAAAAGAAUAAUGCUCAAUUUUUGCCAGUUAUUGAAAAACAUGUGUGGCAGGACUUACUUAAACGCCUUAUAUCAAUAGGCAUACGUUCACAAAUGAACAAAAAUAAUCUAAUUCGUCAUUGGAUAGUGGAAAUCGCAUUUAAUGGCACACCGCUUCCAAGUACACAUCAAAAAGAGCAAGGCACUCGACGUACUGUUUACUUGACUUAUGAACAAACAAGCAAUAAUUUUCCGAAGACAGUAAAAGAUUUGCUUAAUGAUUGGUCUAAAAUUGUUUACCUUUACACACUUGUUUACGAUUUUGCAGAGUAUUUCAAAAACAAACGACUGAAUAUAGCAGAUAUGAUUAGUAUUAAAUCAUAUAAUUACUUGAACCUGCUGAUUGGCUACGGCCCAAAAAAAGAAGUAACUUUCAACAUAUUCUGGUGUCCAAAUACAAAUGGUUUUCGUUUAAUCUUCGUUGGUGGUAUUUCAGCUGUGAAUGCACAUUCCGUUAUGCGUGAACAAUUGGAAAAUCAUUUAAAUAACAGAUAUAGCCUAGUACACAUUAUUUACAUACUACAUGAAAGUUAUUAUCCAUUAAGCUCUAUAUCGAAAUUACCAAUUAUACCGCUUUUGGGCAUACCGCGACCUCAAGUACCUGUGUUGUCAUUUUGCAUAAUAGCAGAGUCACCAUUCAUUAUACGUUUGGCGUUUCAAGCGAUGCAUUGUAUAGAAAUACGGUUUAGAUCAGGCAGAUUAGUUGCGAUACGUGAUGGUGCCUACAGUCGUUUUGAUCGAAACCUCAUUGAUGAAUUCACACCCAUACAGGGCUUAAAGAGCUUUUUGUCUAAAUAUGUUGACGAAAAUACUGCAUAUCGUGGCCGCUCUCAAAAUGAAGACGAUAAUCCUCCUUCACCUGUAGGUUUAGAGGAUAAUUUCAAUAAUCCUAGCAGUGUUUCUGGUGCCGGCGCUGGUGGUUCUUCGCCUUUCUUAAGUUCAGGAAUGCGUGGUCCUCAAUCACCGCGUGACAGUUCCUUACGUUUUCCUGCACCACAUACACCACCUACAGUAUCUAAUCCACAUACUCCGGCUAGUCCACAUCCAGUGGCUGGCAACACUACUAAUACUGGACAAAAUCAUCCCAACUUUAAUUUAACUUCACCACCAGCACCGCAUAUGCCACAUCCAUCACCUAGUGGUGGUGGUUUAAUGCCAUCUUCACCACUUAACCCACAACCAAGCCCACAUAUGGUUCACAGUCCAGGACCGAAUACACUCUACAUGCAAGGUCACCAAGAUUCACCGUUUACUGCAAUGUCACCAGCUAACACCAAUUGGCCAGGUUCACCAAGCAUGCCACGGCCUUCUCCCAGACCAGGCCAAAGUCCUGAACAUAAAUCUGGUAGUGGUACUGCGGCAGGUACAAAUACCUCAUCUGCUAUGUCACGUGUGCCAUCUAACCGUUCUUGGGCUGGUGCCACACCUACAUUGCUCACACAUGAAGCAUUAGAUACAAUUUGUCGGCCAAGUCCACAUCCUAAUAAAGAUAUAAAUGUGCCGGAUAUAAGUCCACUUGAACGCUUUCUUGGUUGUGUAUACUUGCGUCGACAACUGCAUCGCAAUAUACAGAGCGAUGAAACAUUGACGGCACUUAAUUCUACGGAACCUGGUGUAGUGCUCUUCAAAGUGGAUGGGCUACAAUGUCAAGUGGUAUUAAAUCAACUGCACAUGCAAUCUCUACACUUAAAAAUUACACAAUUACCAGCACCACUUACACCAGAUGGAAAACAUCCGUUUCAAUUGGCUCCGGAUGAUUUGCUUACGCUUGAACAAUUCUUUGAUACACGCGUUGCUGUAUCACCUUAUCGUCCCAACGCACUUAGUGGAUUCACUCGUGCACUGAAUUGUGCACCACAAGUCCUUAAGGACUUUGUGCAAAUUAUGCGUUUGGAAAUGAACCCGGAAUUAGGUGGUGAUCAACUGAAAUGGACAGUGCAGUUUUGUAUGCGGGUACCACCGACAGCUACACCAAUCGUACCAGUUGGUAAUUCAGGUGUGCUGAUAUGUAAACUGAAAAUCUUAUUCUUCCUACAAAUUACGCGUAUACCUUAUAAUAGUAAAGAUUGGAAGGAGAGCCCAUCGUUAGUACUUCCUAUGGUAUACGACUUAAACUCUAAUAUCACACAAUUGGCGGAAAGGCGUGAACAAGGACCUUCGACGGCUGCUAAUGCAGCUAGUGCUUUACUUCGCCGCUUCUCCGAAUUUAGUGCACAACAUGGACAAUGUUCGCUAUUUCCUGCAGUACGUGAUUUACUAACAAAUCUACAAUUGCCAAACGAGGGUCCUCCACAAAAUCAAGCUAUUGGACAAGGAAUGGGACCCGUUGUCGGUGCAAAUCCGAAUCCUAUGAUGCUUUCAGCAAUGGCGCCAAUAGGACAAGUUGGUCCACAACAAGUUGGACCUGGUUACCCACAAAUGGGUCAAAAUCAGGGUCAACAGUGAUGAAGGCGUAAGCGCCGCACGUCAAAUGGUAAUAUGACACACAGUACGCGGCAAGUUUAAUUAUAAUUAUAAUUUUUCUUUAUUAUUUUACUAAUUAAUUUUUUUUUCGAAUUUUAAACUAUGAUUUGGUGUAUUUUAUGUCCUGUCUAUAUUAUAAUGUAUCAACUAAUCACAAUGCUAUAAUUAGAUAUAUAUACUAAUCAACUAGAUUAUUUUAGACCACAUCUAUAUAUGAAUAUAUGAAGUAUAAUAGGAUAUAUAUACGAGUAGUGAGUAAAAUAAACAUGAUAUCAUUUAAUGUAAAUCACGUAAAGAAUCAAAAUAGUUGUACUUAUUUGUGUAAUUUUAAAUUAAUUUGUGGAGUAAACGUUUGGUGUGUUGUUUGACUUGACUAUGUGUUGAUUAACAUACUUAAAAAUUUGAGAAUAAGCUUAGUUAUAAAGUAAAAACCUAAAUUGAUUUUUUGUGGAAAAAUUAUGCAGAAUAACUUUAUCUAUAUAAAUAUAUAAAAUCGAUAUUCAGUAAAUGUGGUAUAAGUGAAAUUAUUAUUUCAUAA